AUUCCCUCUUGUAUUUCUCAUGAAUUUUGGAUUUGUUUUAGGUUUUUAUUGUUGGGAUUGGAGUUUUUUAACCGCUCUUUUGUUAUUCUCCAUUUCAAAUUAAUCGUCAUUCAUCUUUUUUUUAUUUAUUGAUAACCUUAGCGUUUACUAUACGAGCAACGUAAUUUUUUGAAUGGGAGAAUUAGGGGAUGAAUGUGAAAGGAAUUUGUUAGAGUAUGUAAGGAAGGCAUCAACAUCACCAUUCUUGCUAAAAACAUACAUGUUGGUGGAGGAUCCGGCGACGGAUGACGUCAUUUCUUGGAAUUCCGAUGGAUCGGCGUUUAUAGUCCGGCAGCCGGCGGAGUUUGCUAGAGAUUUGCUUCCAACACUUUUCAAACAUAGCAACUUUUCUAGCUUUGUCCGGCAGCUUAAUACCUAUGGUUUUCGUAAAAUUACAACAAGUCAGUGGGAGUUUAGCAACGACUUGUUUCGCAAGGGAGACAAGAAUUUAUUAUGUGAUAUUCGUCGAAAAAAAGCAUGGACAAACAAACAACAACCUAACAAAAACAACAGGAAAGAAAGUGAAGAUGAAGAUCAAAAGUCAUCAUCUUCAGCUUAUAAUUCUUCAUCAUCAUUUGAGUACAAUAGCCUUGUUGAUGAGAAUAAAAGGCUCAAAAUGGAAAAUGGAGAACUAAGCUAUGAGCUUUCACUAGUAAAUAAGAAAUGCAAAGAGCUUAUUGAUCUAGUGGCCAUUUUGUCAAAAAAAUCAAAAGAAGAAGAAAAAAAAGAAGGGCAAAAUGGUAAAAGGCCAAUGUUGUUUGGAGUGAGGCUAGAAGUUGAAGAAGAAAUAGAAAGGAAGAGAAAAAGAGUUAGAGUUGAAUGAAAUUGCUAGUCUUUUUCUCUCUCAAACUAUGCAAAUAAAAAUAGGAAAAGAAGACAUAUAUUAUCGUACUAUUGAAUAGAGUUAUUCG
Molecule: messenger RNA, 950 nt
Organism: Solanum pennellii
Lineage: Eukaryota; Viridiplantae; Streptophyta; Magnoliopsida; Solanales; Solanaceae
Product: heat stress transcription factor B-3-like
Exons: 2
Coding region: 173-862 (229 amino acids)
Biological process (GO): regulation of transcription by RNA polymerase II
Cellular component (GO): nucleus
Molecular function (GO): DNA-binding transcription factor activity; RNA polymerase II cis-regulatory region sequence-specific DNA binding
Source: RefSeq, a predicted model, not a curated record